This is a messenger RNA of Jaculus jaculus (lesser Egyptian jerboa), 6907 nucleotides long. RefSeq names its product SMC5-SMC6 complex localization factor 2 (gene Slf2). The record is from RefSeq and is a predicted model, not a curated record. Gene Ontology annotation, cellular component: nucleus; site of double-strand break. The coding region runs from base 150 to 3644 and encodes 1164 amino acids. The transcript is spliced from 20 exons. NCBI's taxonomy places the organism in Eukaryota, Metazoa, Chordata, Mammalia, Rodentia, Dipodidae. Gene Ontology annotation, biological process: positive regulation of double-strand break repair; protein localization to site of double-strand break; DNA damage response.
CACUUCCGAAGAGAGACCCGCCAUGAAGAGAGUAGGGGGUGCCGCCCACCUCUGCUCCGACCGCCUCCCCGAGUCCAAGCAACAAGACGGCAACCACGCACCCAGCUUCUCCAGCCACAGCUCAUGCCGCCGUCGCCAGCGGCGCCGACAUGACAAGGCGCUGCAUGCCCGCUAGGCCAGGUUUCCCCUCAUCCCCAGCCCCGGGGUCAUCGCCCCCGCGCUGCCAUCUGAGACCCGGUAGUACCGCCCCUGCUGCAGCGGGAAAGAGAACAGAAAGUCCUGGGGACAGGAAACAGUCAAUUAUAGAUUUCCUCAAGCCAGCUUCAAAACAAGAUAGACAUAUGUUGGAUUCUUCACAAAAAUCAAACAUUAAAUAUGGAGGCAGUGGAUUGUCUAUCACCAAGACAGAGCAAUAUGAAAGGAAACUCUCCUCACAAAAGAAAAUGAAACCCAAAAGAAUGCCAACAGAAGAAAGCCCUAUUUUAGAAGCUUUCAUGAAAGGUGUUAAAGGCCACCACAAAGACCAUGGUGCGCAUGAUUCGCGUCGGCCUUGUGUGUCACUAGCCUCCAAGUAUUUACCUAAAGGAACAAAUCUCUAUGUUCCUUCUUACCGCUUGUCAAAAGAGAUGAAGGCACGAAAGAAAAAACAUCGGUCUCCAGAAAGGAGGAAGUCACUGUUCACUCAUGAGAAUAACAGAGAGAAGAGUGACAGAGAUCGAAGGAAAACCAGUACUGACUCCAAAAAGCAUGCCACGGUGACAGAAGCUGACAUCUUCAGGAACAGCUCCAGGAGUGCUAGUAGCCGGAGCAGCCUGUCCAGACACCAUCCAGGAGAAAGUGCACUGGGAGCUAAGUUCCGGUCGUCACUGGCAUCUUACUGCCGAGAGCGAGAGCUAAAGAGAUUGAGAAAGGAACAAAUGGAGCAGAGAAUCAACUCAGAAAAUUCUUUCUCAGAAACAAGCAAUCUUUCCUUAAAAUCCUCUAGUGGAGAAAAAAUAUGUAAAUCAAGUCAGGAACAAAGUAAACACAAUGAUAUCAUACCUGGAAAAAGUAAUCUUUCAAAUCUGGAAAAUGGACACCUCUCAAGGAAAAGAUCUUCUGAUUCAUGGGAACUUACUUCAGGCUCUAAGCAGAAUAAAUUAUCUGAGAAAAGAAAAAGGAACUCCAUGGACUCAGAUUUGAAAAGCACAAGAGAACAUAUGAUACCAAAAGCAAAAGAGUCCUUCCCUGAGAAGCGUCCUGAUAUACCACAUCAGAAAGAAAAAUUUAUCAGACAUAUUGCACUCAAGACACCUGGUGGUGUGCUGCGCUUGGAAGAUAUAUCCAAGGAACCAAAUGAAACUGAUUACUCCUCUACAGAUUUGGCACCUUCAAAUUCUGGCCACCAUUCCUCAAAGAAUAGUGACCAAAUUCAUGUGGCAAGUACCAAAGAGACUAAGAUACAGAAACCCCACUUAUCUUUACCUCAGGAAAAAUCUUCAAUUAAAAGAGCUAGUAACCUUCAGAAAAAUAAAAUGCCUAGCUCCAUGGCAUCAAAAGAGACGAAACUUCUACCUUUACUUUCCCAUGUACCAAGUGCUGGCUCCUCUCGAGUACCAUUAAAUGCUAAAGAUUGCACUCUUCCAGUUCCCAAAAAAGAUAAAGAGCGUUCCUCAUCUAAAGAAUGUUCUGGGCAUUCUGUAGAAUCCUCCAAACACAAGGAACACAGAACAAAGACUAAUAAGGCUGUUACUAAUACCUCAUCAGGGAAAAGUUCUGGGGGACCUGUACCUUCAGAGCAUGACACUCCUACCAAGUCCAGCUCAGCUGCUUUGGAAGUGGUGCCCAGUGUCCCAAGCCCUACAGCACCUUCAAAUAAAGAGAGUUCAGGAAAUUCCAAUGCAGGUAUCAGUGCACUGAAAAGGAAAUUCAGGGGUGAUUUUGAUAGUGAUGAAGAAAGUUUAGGUUACAACCUAGAAAGUGAUGAGGAAGAGGAAACACUAAAAUCACUGGAAGAAAUAAUGGCUUUGAACUUCAGUCAGACUCCUGCAACUUCAGGAAAGCCUCCUGCUCCUUCUAAGGGGCUAAGAUCUGAGCCAUCAGAUUACACAGAACCCAUUCAAAGUGGAACUUACACAAAUACUUUAGAGCGUCUCGUGAAGGAAAUGGAAGACACACAAAGGUUAGAUGAACUACAGAGGCAACUACAAGAAGACAUAAGACAGGGCCGAGGCAUUAAAUCUCCCCUCAGGAUUGGAGAUCAAGACAGUACAGAUGAUGAGGAUAGCCUCUUGGAAGAACAAAGGGAAUUUCUAAAGAAAUUUUCAGUUACAGUUGAUGCUAUUCCUGAUCAUCAUCCAGGUGAAGAAAUCUUUAAUUUCCUCAAUUCUGGAAAAAUUUUCAAUCAGUAUACCUUAGAUUUAAGAGACUCUGGUUUUAUCGGAGACAGUGCUGUUGAAAAGCUUAUUCUCAAAUCAGGAAAAACAGACCAGAUUUUUUUGACAACACAAGGCUUCCUUACCUCUGCUUACCACUACGUUCAGUGUCCUAUACCUGUGCUAAAGUGGCUGUUUCGGAUGAUGUCAGUUCAUACAGAUUGUAUUGUAUCAGUGCAGAUAUUGAGUACUUUGAUGGAAAUAACAAUUAGAAAUGAUACUUUCAGCGACUCACCAAUUUGGCCCUGGAUCCCGUCAUUGUCAGAUAUAGCAGCUGUGUUUUUCAAUAUGGGAAUUGAUUUUGGAUCUUUGUUUCCUCUGGCAAAUCUUCAGCCAGACUUUAAUGAAGAAAAUCUAGUUUCUGAAACACAAACAACAUUGAGGGCAAAAGGAAGUGAAGAAGUUUCAUCUUGCAAGCCAAUUUUUUCAACUCUUCCUGAAACCAACAUUUUAAAUGUGGUUAAGUUUCUAGGCCUUUGUACAUCUAUACAUCCAGAAGGUUACCAAGAUCGAGAAAUAAUGUUGCUGAUCUUAAUGUUGUUUAAAAUGAGUUUGGAAAAACAGCUGAAACAGAUUCCGUUAGUAGAUUUUCAAAGUCUCCUGAUAAAUCUUUUGAAAAACAUCAGAGAUUGGAACACAAAGGUGCAUGAACUCUGUCUGGGAAUAAAUGAACUCUCCAGUCACCCCCACAACCUUCUUUGGUUGGUACAGCUAGUCCCUAACUGGACAUCACGUGGAAGGCAACUGAGACAGUGCCUCAGUCUAGUGAUCAUUUCUAAUCUUUUGGAUGAGAAACAUGAAGAUGUACCUAAUGCCAAUAACCUGCAGAUAUCCGUCCUGUAUCACUAUCUUGUGCAAAUGAAGCCUUCUGAUUUAUUGAAGAAAAUGGUCUUGAAGAAAAAGGCUGAACAACCAAAUGGAACCAUUGAUGACAGUCUUCACUUAGAACUUGAAAAGCAGGCAUAUUACCUGACGUAUGUGCUUCUUCAUUUAGUUGGGGAAGUUAGUUGUUCUCCCUCUCUUUCUUCUGGACAACGGAAACACUUCAUGCUACUCUGUGGGGCUUUGGAAAAGCAUGUUAAGUGUGAUAUUAGGGAAGAUGCAAGACUUUUUUACCGAACUAAAGUGAAAGACUUGGUUGCCCGGAUACAUGGAAAAUGGCAGGAAAUUAUCCAGAACUGUCGACCAACUCAGGGGCAGCUUCAUGACUUCUGGGUACCAGAUUCUUAAUAGAAGCUCUAGCAGCAAAGAUAAGAACCAAGAGAAACGUAUUUAGAGCCUUUCCAAGAGGACUAAAAGGAAUUACUGUGGAAUCUGAUGGGAUGCAGAGAAAAUGCAUAACAGAUGUGCCACUCCAACACUGAGUGUGAAGCUGGUAAUGAGGCAGAUGUGAAAUGUGACCUUAUAAAAGAGCAGAGCCCUAUAAAAGGGUAGGAAUAGAAGCAGCUAGAAGUUACAUAUCUAACCUGCCUUUAUUAGCUCCUCUUGUUAAAUUUUAGGUGGUUAUCUUUUUUUUAGGUAGUAUUUAUGGCACUUGGAUAAUCACAGAAAAUAAGGAAGAAAAAGUUUGGACCAACUUGAGGAGUUGUACUUAGAAACCAAGACCAAGGUCCAGUUAGGAUUAAUUUUAGGAUGCAAAGGGAAGGCUUAUACCACUAGUAGUAAGAGUGGGUCUCUUCUGUAACUCUCUUAAAACACAGAAGGGUUCAGUCAGUGUAUUUUCCUUCACUAUUCAAGGUUAUAAAUCUAGUAGGUUUUUAAAACACAUUAAAUAAUUAAGAAACAGACAUUUAACAUACUGUCAGAUUUUCCAAAAAGGAAGAAAUAAAGUAGUGACUGUGUUUUUAAAAUGCCAAAACACUCAUAUAUGGUUUGUUUUGGAUUUCUUGAAAAUGCAUUUAUUGUUUAAAAUAUUGGUUAAAUCAUAGAAUCUUAGCUUAAUCUUAGAAUGCUGGCCCUUGGUAGUCAAAUUACGGAAGUCUAUUAUAAGAGCUUAAAAAUCUGGAAGUUUUCAAAACCUUGAGUAUCCAUGAGUAUCUAGUUUGGCAGAGACCUUGAUAGUGUUUAAUUUUGGGACAGUGUGUGUGUGUGUGUGUGUGUGUGUGUGUGUGUACGCGCGCACGCGCGUGCUUGCACGCUUGUAUCUUGAAGUUGUUGCACUUGAAAACCACAGCUGCUCUAAAUUCUUUUAAACACUGGAAAGCCAUCCUUUAGUUUAGAUGGUAGAAGUUAGUAGAAAUGCACACGCUAGUUUUAGCCCAAGGCCCUUUGUAACCUUUGGUAGUCACCGAGUCUUGAUGACUGAAUGUCCAUUUUAGGAGGGUUUGUUUCCUGAAAGAGAAUGUGUGUUUGCUUGGGCGACUGAUUUCUCCUGAGCUCUCUAAUGUCUGUAAUUGGUGUAUGGGGAAGAGAACAAAACAGGGCUUGAUCUUUAUGGUUUUAGAAAGGAGAAAAUUAAUUUCGAGAGCUAACUUUCUACCUCUAAAUUGAGGCUUAUCUUAAAUUUAUCAUUUAAAAUAGUAUCAGCAACUUUUGAGCUCAUGUCAGGCAUUGGGCAGUUAGAGAUUUUAUAGGCAAGGCUAAAUAAAUCCAGUUUUUGAGAACCCAGGUUGAAUGAGGCUCCAAGAGUCAGACCAACAUAAGUUUUAUUCUGUGCUGAGUUUACUGGUAAGAAUAUUAUUAUCUUGAUACUACCUCUCAAGGGUAUUGUUACAAAAUGCCACUGUGGUUAAAGAGAUAGAUACAAAGAGUUCUAUUUGACAGAAGCUUGAAACUCUGGCAUCUAUCUGCCCAACAAUGGGGGCUUUCACUCUGUAAUUUAAUACCUUGUAGAUACAUUAUUUGUGUGUAAUUUUAUAAGUGUUCAUAUUUUUCUCAUUUUGCAUUGUGUAAAGUGUACAAAAUCUCAAAGUAUAAAAUUCUGCUUAUAUUGCUUGUAAUUACAGUGUGUAAAUAUUUUCUAAUCGUGUACAUUGAUGGGGACAAGUGGGUUAUUCAGGUUUUUUUUUUUAAGUGACCCUUUUAUAUUGCAGUUUCAACAGAUAACUGCCCAUCAAAUUUAAAGCCACUUUGAUACAUUUUUAUUUAGCAGUUAAAUUAAAAUUCUAUUUUUAAUUGUAGUUAUCCAUUUAAAAAAAAAAAAAAAAACUUCAUCUGUCCCUUUAAAAUAAAAGGCCAGACAUCAGUUUGGGCCCUUGUGUCUAUGACUCUGGUAGAGGUCUUCAGUCUCCAGGUCAUAGUCCAGUCUGUAUUUUAUUGGGGUUCUCAUAGAAAUUUUGUGAUUCCCUUUUUAGCACAAGUAGUCCAUGGUUUUUCUCCCAGAUUAAGUAUUUUCCAUCACCCUCUUGGGUCCCCGUGCUUCAUCUCCCUCCUGUUACUGCCUAGUGCACAAAAUGGCAGAGAGGGAGAAAAUGCUCAUUGCACAGAGGACGUCAGGCCACUUUUGGACUUGACAACAAAGCUUGCACUGAGUGGUGGUGUGUUUGGCAAUAUUACUGUGCCAAAAAUCACCAUGUCUAAUUUUCUUGAUGUAUGUCAAACUUAUUACCCUUACUGCAAGCUGAAAAUUAAGGUACUUGUAAGUGUUUAUGCUUUUGUGUGUUACCUGUUUGCAUUUUCUAACAUGCUUUCUUGUUAUCAGAAAAUAUAACUGUAAUGUGUUAAAUGAAGAGGCUCUCCAUGCACAAAACACAUCUAUGUAGUAGUGAAGUAACAGCGUGUGUACAUCUCUUGUCUAUCUCCUGAUGGUAUGGUGCCUUGGUCACCUUUUGGAAGGUUGGCAUUUUGUUUUUGUUUUGAAAUGCAAGUAGUAGUUUGCUUUUGAUUUCACACACACACAAUAAAACAUCCCCAGUAAGAGAUAAAUAAUGUCAUGUUACCGUCCAGGCUUUGUUGAAGCAUUUGCAUUUUUUUUAACCAAAAUAGGUACAGUUGGUGGGGAUUUGACCAGUAAUAAAAUUUGAAGUUUUUAAACCAAGAGGAAUUUUUAAAUUAAAAAUGAGAAUUUUGCUGGGCAUGGUGGUGCACACCUUUGAUCCCAGCACUUAGGAGGCACAGGUUAGGAGGAUUGCCAUGAGUUUGAGGCCACCCUGAGACUCCAUAGUGAAUUCCAGGUCAGCCUGGGUUAGAGGGAGACCCUACCUAUUAAGAGAGAGAAUUUUAAGAAAUGAUCAUUAAUACUCAGCUGAGUGGAGAGCUAGGGGAUGACUGACCCAGGGUGUCUCUCAGUAGAUGGGUACAGGUACUGGGUGUGUGGAGCAUCAGCAUGGUCUUGGUUACUUCCUGCUCACCAGCAGCGUCGGUGUACCGCGUUAUCUGUGCUUUUGUUUUCCCUGGGCAUUCCUGUGAGCCCGCUAAUCUACCAGCUGUUAGGCUGUAAAUGCAAAUUUCCCUUUUAUUUUUUUUUUUUUCUCUUAAAGAUUUUAUACUGCAUCUCGUUUAAAGUCGUCUGAAUGUUAUAUGUGUGUUAUUAAAACUGCUUUUUCUCAGUUUAA